AAACACCAUAGCCACAACACAAGCUCUCAUNUUUUGCAUACAAUUGAAAUCAAUCAUGAUUACAAGUUCAAUUAAUAUUUUCAACAUUUUGCUCAUACUUUUUUGCUUGGCCAUGACAAAUGCACAGCCUUUAGUCCCUGCACUAAUCAUAUUUGGGGACUCUGUGGUUGAUGUUGGCAAUAACAACAAUCUCGAAACCAUCGUCAAAGCCGAUUUCCCGCCUUACGGUAGAGAUUUUAUCGAUCACAAACCAACCGGCAGAUUUUGUAACGGCAAACUUGCCUCGGACUACACCGCUGAAAACCUGGGUUUUACCUCAUAUCCACAACCCUAUCUCAGCAAGCAAGCCACAGGCAAAAACCUAUUGAUUGGAGCUAACUUUGCUUCAGGCUCUUCCGGUUAUUAUGACACUACUGCAGAAAUCUAUAACACGAUUCCUUUAAGCAAACAGUUAGAACUGUACAAAGGCUACCAGAGGAAACUCGUUGCGCUCGUCGGAAAAUCUAAUGCCACAUCAAUAGUUAAUGGCUCUAUACAUUUUGUGAGUGCUGGAAGCAGUGACUUUGUUCAGAACUAUUAUAUCAAUCCUCUGCUGUACAAGAAAUAUAGUACCGAACAAUUCUCGGACAUUCUCUUGCAGUUUUAUACCAAAUUUGUGAAGGAGUUGUAUAGCUUGGGAGCAAGAAGAAUUGGAGUCACGACAUUGCCUCCGCUUGGAUGUUUGCCGGCAGUGAUUACAAUAUUCGGAGAGGACAGUAACGAAUGUGUCGAGAAGAUUAACAAAGCAGCAAUUUCGUUUAACAAUAAGCUCAACAUUACUUCACAAAAGCUUCAAGCCAACCUCUCGAGUCUCAACCUUGUCGUUCUUGACAUAUAUCAACCUCUUCUGGAUCUUGUCACUAAGCCUACCGAUCACGCCAUGAGCGUUUUGUGGCUGAAGAAAAUAAUGGGAGUGGAAUUUCUCGGAGCUUUUGGUUAA
Molecule: messenger RNA, 979 nt
Organism: Striga asiatica
Lineage: Eukaryota; Viridiplantae; Streptophyta; Magnoliopsida; Lamiales; Orobanchaceae
Source: the annotation of a GenBank genome assembly